Messenger RNA from Chaetomium fimeti, 2134 nucleotides. RefSeq names its product RmlC-like cupin domain-containing protein. Gene Ontology annotation, molecular function: mannose-6-phosphate isomerase activity; zinc ion binding. Gene Ontology annotation, biological process: carbohydrate metabolic process; GDP-mannose biosynthetic process. Bases 326 to 1951 code for a protein of 541 amino acids. The record is from RefSeq and is a predicted model, not a curated record. Gene Ontology annotation, cellular component: cytosol. NCBI's taxonomy places the organism in Eukaryota, Fungi, Ascomycota, Sordariomycetes, Sordariales, Chaetomiaceae. The transcript has 2 exons.
CGCCCAUUUCCUGCAGGACGUGAGGGUUGUGCUAGGCGGAUGUGCCGGCGGAUGUGCCAAUCAUCUCGUGUGUGGAACCAACACAAGGACUUAGCGAUCUUGGCGAAGUGUUCCGUUUAUUGAUGUUGCGAGAAAAAGGUGGGAAAAUAUGGGAUGGCGCAACAUCUUUGGGGGAUGCUUAGUUACCUAACUAGGGUGUAUGCGCUGUUUUCGGGGACACUUGGUCUCCCAUUCUUUUCUGCAACGCUCUUGAUCAGAGUCUCUCUUCACUCUUCCACCACCCUUCUCCCGCCAACCCACAAAUAUCACCGAGACUCGAACCAUCAUGGAUCCCACAAACAGCAACCCCACAAACAGCGGCCCUCCACCUGCCUCAGCCGUGUCCCCAGCGCUGCUAGACGGGGAAGCCCCCAACCAGAGCUGGACCCUCACCGGCCAGCCGAUCGUCGACGGCAAAUACCUCGACCCGUCGACGGGCGAGAUCAAGACGCAUACGGGCUUAUCCAAGGGCGGACCGCCGUCCAUAUCCGUCUAUUGGCAGAACAGGCUCGACACGGGGCGCGGGGACCAGUUCCACGUCAUCUCCAAGACGGUCGCGCGCGCAGGGAACAUCAACGAGUACAUCAUUCGGGUCGGUGACCUCCUGCGCACGGGUGCCUGUAAACUGGAUUCGCUGAAUGCGACCCGGUACAACGUCUACCUCGUCGUCACGUCGGAGCUCUCGCAGGGCGGAUUUCACCGGGUAUUCCAACUGUCCGGGACCUGCAACAACUACCCCUGGGGUAAGCAGGGACAGCAGUCACUCGCAGCGCAGCUAUGUAAAAAGACGAUUAAGGACUUCGAGAUCAAGGAUGAUGAGUUUUAUUCCGAGAUGUGGUUCGGGGACUAUCCCGACUUCCCCGCCCGGGUCUUGAAGACGGGUGAACUCCUCAAGGACGUCCUCGACAGGGACAAGGAAAGGCUGCUCGGCAAGAAGGUUAUCGAUGAAUUGGGCGGCCAACUCCCCUUCCUCCCCAAGAUCCUGUCCAUCGCCAAGGCCCUCCCCCUUCAAAUCCACCCCAACAAACAGCUGGCCGCCAAACUGCACGCCAAAGACCCCGAGAACUUCACCGACCCCAACCACAAGCCCGAAAUCGCCGUCGCCCUCUCCAAAUUCGAGGUCUUCGCAGGCUUCAAACCACUAUCCGAAAUCGAGCCCCUAUUCAAGCUCCCCGCCCUCCACUCUUUCGUCCCACCCAACACCACCCACUGGACCGACCAGACCCUGCGAGCCGUAACACGCAACCUCCUCAAAGCCGACGACGCCACCAUCAAGUCCACCCAACACCGCCUCCUCUCCACCCCGCAAUCCGACCUCGGCAACAACAACGCCGCCUACAUCCUCAACCUCCUCCCGCGCCUACAAACCCAACACGGCCCCGCCGACCCGGGCGCCCUCGUCGCGCUGACCUGCACCAACUUCAUGACCCUCCAGCCCGGCGAGGCACUGUACAUACCCGCCGACGGCGUGCACGCCUACCUGGGCGGCGACAUCGUCGAGUGCAUGGCGCGCAGCAACAACGUGCUCAAUGCCGGGUUCUGCCCGCGCGCGGAGCGGAACAGCAUCGACUUGUUUGCUGAUACGCUUACCUUUGACAAGGCGCACUCCAGGGGGGAUGUGGUGCUGCCGGGUGUGGAGGCGGGGAGGAGUGGGGUGGGGAGGACCAGGGUGUAUCGGCCGCCGAUGAGCGAGUUUGAUAUGCUGCGGGUGGAGUUGGGGGUGGGGGAGGGGGAUGAGAUUGGGGAGGGGGAGGGCCCUGGGGUGAUGGUUGUUACCAGGGGGGGUGGGCGGAUGUACGCGGAUGGGGAGAGGUUUGAGUUGGGGGAAGGGGCGAUUUACUUUGUGGCGCCGGGGGUGAAGGUGAGGUGGGAGACGGAGAUGGGGAUGGAGGUGUAUAUGGCUGUUGUUUGAUGCGUGGCUAGAUUACUAGGGGUUGAAAGCCCUUGUGUGUGAGCUGCCCCAGCGCAGAGCUUUUAUCUACUACGUGACUGCGAGGCCGAGUUCUUCAAGCCCCUAACCAUCCAAAUACCCUUGCGAGCCCUCGUGCCCUGGCUUCUAUGUACGUGGUCCUCUAGUUUACAACUGGCCUCUCGG